Messenger RNA from Vigna radiata var. radiata (mung bean), 3335 nucleotides. RefSeq lists its product as uncharacterized. The coding region runs from base 227 to 1747 and encodes 506 amino acids. The record is from RefSeq and is a predicted model, not a curated record. The transcript is spliced from 6 exons. Lineage: Eukaryota; Viridiplantae; Streptophyta; Magnoliopsida; Fabales; Fabaceae.
UAAGUGGCAUGUGUAAGGGGGAAAAAUUCAUCACUCAUGGAUGAAGUUGACAACAUAAGAAAAUGGUAGCGGUAACCGUGAGAUUGGUACUAGGGUUUUAAAUGGGGUCCACUCUCCGGUCGCGAAGAAUCUUCAGCACGGAACAAGAAAUGGGAAAUUAGAGGAAAAGGGUUUGCAAUUAAAGAACAAAGUCGAUUCCUUGGAAGCAAAACAGAGCAAUAACAGAAUGGAGGAGGAACAAAGGGUUGCACAAGUCGAAGUGGCGAAGCAGAGAUGCAAGUGCGUCAUUGAUGCCAUUGACAAGUUACCUUGUUCCACCAACAUCACUCACUCGUGUAAACGAACCCUCCUGAAAUUGGCACGUGCCGAGCUCGCUUUCCUCUCUCGCCCCUCGUCUUCUUCUGGGCCCCUCAGUGUCAACAUUGGGCACCUUGAAACAGUUGUCCAUAUUCUCCAGCAGCCUUUCAUUACUGGAGUUUCUCGAGUUUGCAAGUCAAUCCCACUCUCACCUUCUGUUAGCAGUGAGGAAAGACGUGGUUCUUCUCUUAAACACAUUCAUGUUGAUGUGGUUUGUACCCUCAACAGGAAGCCUGUCUGGAUUAUAGUAUCUGAUAGAAAUCCAGAGUAUAUUUCUUGGGAAAGAAGCCGUAAAAGUAAGGGUUUAAAGCUACGGAUUCAAGAAGUACUUGCUGCUGCGCAGUCUAACUUAACAUUAAGACCUUCCUCAGUCAUUCUUUUCUUUGCCAAUGGGCUUGCAACCAACAUUUACAACAAACUUCGAGAUGAACUUGGGGCAUAUGAAAUCCAGUUGGAUUUCUCAGUUUUCAGUUCUGACGUGUUGGAAGAAACUGAAGGUGACUGGAUAAAUGUUAUUGCAAGAUCAUACAGAAAUUCAUGUGUCCUUGAAAUUAACCCUGCUGUUGGCAAGGAUGUUGUUCCAAAUUCUGGGUGUAUUAUUCAAGGUUCGGCUGUGGACUCUUCCCAAAUAGAUCUUUCAGUAGGAAAAGCUGAAACUCAACCACAACAAUUGGAAGAAAAUGCCAGAACUGGGGACUACUCUCAUCUUGAGCUUUUCGUAGAUGAAGCCAAAACUCAACCACAGCCUAUAGGAGAGAAUGUUGGAAUAAACUUGGGUGAUACAUUCUGUUCCAUUCUUAUGGGAAUGAAACCAAGUUCCAUGGAGAUUAAAAAUUUUGAAUCCGCAAAACCUGGGAAUCUCUUAGGUGAGACCGACCUAGUAAAUUUUGAUACAACAGCUUUGAUAGCUCUUGUUUCAGGUAUUAGUAAUGGUGGAACAGAUAAACUUCUGGCCACUCCUGAGAGUGAAAUGAGGCAGCGGUUUAAGGGAAACUUCGACUUUGUGAUUGGUCAAAUAAUGUCUGAAAUUCAAAACCCAAUCCAUUUGAAAUUUGGUAGAAUCCUACAUGGAAAGCAUGGCCUAAUUUGUGAGAGUGUUCUUGUGGAAUUUAAGGAGUUGGUAUUGAUGUGUGGAGGACCCAAUGAGAAACUGAGAGCUGCCAGAUUGAUAGAUUAUCUCAGGGUUGUUCCUGAUACUCCCUCAGAGCGCAUGAUGGGCCUCCCAACAACAAGAAAGCUGGCACUGAAAAACAAAGUUGUCUUUGGCACUGGUGACCAUUGGCAUGCCCCUACUUUAACUGCAAAUAUGGCAUUUGUCAGAGCAGUUUCACAGACAGGGAUGUCCCUUUCUACUAUUGAACAUAGACCAAGGGCCUUAACUGGUGAUUAGUACCAUACAUUCCUGAAAACAAGUCUUGAGGCAUUCAUUCUGGCACCACUAAACCUGACAUCUUCCAAUCCCUGUGACGAACAUUGUUCCCGUGAGUUGGGUCAUGAUGUUGCACAUGUUGCGUUCUUCUGCCUCAGCCUAUUAACUCCUGCAUUUGGUCCAGCAACAUAUUUUGUUGACAGGUGUUCAAAAGUUUCAUGUUUCUUUCUUUCUGGUGAGUUUUCCUACCACUGGUUGUUGAAUGCAUGUAUAUGAACAAUGUAGGACUUUACAUCUUCAAACUUCUGAAAACUUUGCCAUCUAAGGAUUUAUUACAUAUUCAUAUCAUUAAUGUGAGUUUAUAUAAAGUUUGGGCUAGAGUUGCCUCGUGAGAAUCUUUAAUAGCGUUUUCCUCCCACUAAGCCUCGGAUUUUAUAUAUAAAUGGCAAUAGCUCUGAUUUUUUUAUUCUUCCAAAUUGAGAUAUGAUAUUUUUAAUAUUCAACUUCUCCAAUUAGCUCACCGUUUAGUGUAUACAUUGCAACAACUAAUGCUCUUUCAUUUGUCACAAUCCACACAUUCUCAAUGGUCAUUGCAAUUAUUGAGUACACAUAGGGGAACAAAGUGGAUACAUAUUUUGUUCUCAUUGUUCACAUUGUUGUAGGAAUGGUGGUAAAAUAUCACUCUUUGCAUUAUAUUUUUACCCUAAAAUUUACAGGUGAAACUAGUAACCAGCCAUCUUUCACUAGUGGUGCCUGUCUGCUUGAAUUUUAGUUGAUUUCAGAAAACAUGAGAUAAGUGUAACAAACAAUAAAAGGUCCCCUGUAUGUACUGUGAAUUAUAUUUAUCAAUUGAUAUCUUGGAAUAUAAAUGUUUUUUUUUUAUGGCUUUUGCCUUCAAUUAAGGCUUAAAACUACAUUGUUUUCUUUGACUUGCUAUUUCCUUUUCCUUAUCCAGACACUGGUGAAUUUGGUGCCUGGUGGUUGUGCUGUUGGCAUUCCUCUUCUCUUUCAUUAUCUUGACCUUGACUCAUUGUGGGAGGAGGGUUUGGAGAAGGUGGACAAAAAAUCCAAUCAAAAAGUGUUGCAGCUUCUAUAUUUGGUAUUCUUGAUCGAAAUCACAAAGUGAUGACUCUGGAGUCACAUUGGAACAAGUGAAGGGAGAGAUUGAAUUUAAAAAUGUCAGUUUCAACUACCUACCAGAUGUUCAAACAAGGUGUAUUGGCACUUGUCGUUAGAUUGGAAGGAUGCAGAGUGGUUGCUGAUUUGGCCACUCAAAAGAAAGAGAUUGUAGUACUUUGCUCAGCUGGAAGGACCCAAAAGCACUAGAUUUUGUGGAUUUGCAUUUCAUUAUGUCAUAGGAUUUUUUGUUUUUGAACUUUGUGGUAGUAGUUCUGGUUAAUUUGUAAUUUUGUUGGCUGAGUUGAAAUUAACUUGUUUUGAUGUUGUGGCCUUUUUGAGCAUUCUUUAUUGCUUAUGAGUUCAACCUCUGCAAUGUUCUGACUAUAGUAGAGUAGUUUUUUUUUUGUAAAGAUAGAUAAAUAUGUGGACAUAAAGAAAAAAAAAACUACAUAAAAUAGUUGAUUUUGUGACAUUUCUUUGGACUGCAUAA